This is a messenger RNA of Pomacea canaliculata, 3322 nucleotides long. Its product is annotated as endothelin-converting enzyme 1-like. Gene Ontology annotation, molecular function: metalloendopeptidase activity. The transcript has 12 exons. The record is from RefSeq and is a predicted model, not a curated record. Gene Ontology annotation, cellular component: plasma membrane. NCBI's taxonomy places the organism in Eukaryota, Metazoa, Mollusca, Gastropoda, Architaenioglossa, Ampullariidae. Gene Ontology annotation, biological process: protein processing. The coding region runs from base 175 to 1413 and encodes 412 amino acids.
CACCCACCAAAAGAUGGAGGCCAUAUACCAAUUUGAGAAAAGGAUUGCAGAGAGUUUUGUGCCAAAAGAAGAGCUGACUGACCCACAGAGUAAAUACAACUUGAUGAACUUGACAGAGCUUCAGGGGAUGUUUGGAUUGCAGCUGAAUGUAACCCAUUUUAUGACGCUGAUAUAAUGAACCAAACUUUUGACCAAUCAUAUGAAGUGGUGGUGGUAACAAAGGACUACUUUCCUAGGUUGCAGAAAAUCUUAUCAGAAACUGAUCCACAGGUGGUGCAGGACUAUUUGAUAUUUCACCUAGUGCAGGCCAUCCCUGGUUACCUUCCACAGUCAUUUGCAGAUGCUGCUAUGGCAAUAAACAAAGUGGAAUUUGGUAUCUCAGACCUUCCACCACGGUGGAAACGGUGCAUAUCUAAAGCUGAAAGUGCUUUUGGCUUUGCAGUUUCUGCUCUUUAUGUAGAAGAACACUUUCCUCCAGAAAGCAAGGCACAAGCCUAUGAGAUUGUAUCAGCAGUUCGCUCAGCCUUUAUAGCUAACUUAGACAACGUUCCCUGGAUGGACCAAAAGACGCUGCAAACAGCCAAAAUAAAAGCACAGACAGCAGGCAUACAGCUGGGUUACCCAGACUGGAUACUUAAUGUCACUAAACUGGACAAAAACUAUGAAAUGGUUAAGGUGACUAAGGGGGCUUUUCUUGAUAGCUACUUCAGUGUCAGCCAGGCGGCCGCACUGAAUACAUGGUCACUUCUGGGGACUGUACCGGAUACAGAUAUGUGGAGCCUUAAACCUCACCAGGUAAAUGCUGUCUUCCGUUCAUCAUACAAUGAACUUGUCAUUUUGGCUGGCCUGCUCCAGAGACCAUUUUUUGACCCAAGGUAUCCUCUAUCAUACACAUAUGGUUCAACAGGUUCAAUUUCUGGUCACGAGUUGUCCCAUGGAUUUGACGAUAAUGGUCGUAAGUAUGACCAACAUGGAAAUCUCAAUGACUGGUGGAGUCCAUCAGCAUCACAAGCCUUCAGUGAGCAUACAAGCUGCUUGGUUGAAGAGUAUUCCCAAUUCUCUAUAUAUGGCAAGCAUGUGAAUGGAGAGUACACACUAGGAGAAAACAUUGCAGACAAUGGUGGACUCAAGAUGGCCUAUGCAGCCUAUAUGAAGCAGAGAGAUGGACAGCCAGAGCUGCGGCUGCCUGGCCUGUCUCUGACACCUGAACAGCUCUACUUUUUAGGUUUUGCGCAGAUCUGGUGCUCACAAUACACACCUGAGUAUGCAAUACACUCCAUUCUGACAGAUGAGCAUGCCAUAUCAAGAUUUAGGGUGCUGGGAUCAGUUGCAAACAGUCCUGCCUUUUCAAAAGCCUAUGGAUGUCCAGCAGCCAGCCCCCUUAAUCCUGUAAAGAAGUGUCAAGUCUGGUAGCACACACAGCUUCAGCAUCUUUGCCUUGUAUAGACUGUCCAGGCUACUGUUCCUGUAACCAAUUCAUGGAGCUGUUACAUCAUUUCAUGGACUGCUUCCUGUACAUGUGCAUCAUGAGGUCAAUGACAAUUUUCCUUUAGUCUUCAUACCAAUCUAUGGUUGAAGAAUAAAGGCACUUUUGUUCAGAUGUACAUGGUCACUUGUGAUGGCUUUUACAGACCUGUUUACCCUUACACGUUAGCCAGUCUUUAUGGAAAUCCACAGUAUUGUGUGAAUUAUAUUUAAGGCUUAAUAAUUAUUGGCAUUUUUAUGGCUGCUUUCUUAUCUUUUGGGGAUCUUAAGCUUGUCUUAAUGUUGGAUUGCUUUCAAACUGUUAUCCCAUAUUCUAAAUUUUGCUGCAGGAAAUGGGUUAUAUUUGAGCACUUGCUUCUGCAAAUUCUCACCAUACUUGAGGGUUUUAAAAAGAAAGGGCAUAUCAGGAUCUGUAUUAAUGGAGCACUCUUCACCCCAAGUGAGAUCACAGGCUGAUGAACAGCCAGUUGACAGGUGGAAGAUAGCAAAACAAAACCAGGUAAAGAAAAAUCAGGGUUAAGAUAUAUCUCACAGCAAAGUAGUUAAUAUCAAAGGAUGAAACAUGAACCAGAUGAAAGCAGUCUAAAAGAAUAUUUUAAUGUACUAUACUAUAGUAUAUAUAAUGUACUGUUUUGGUGAGAGAAAUCACAACUAUUAUACAUAAAUAGCAGAUGAUAUCCACUAUACUAGAACGUAAUUUAAAUUUAACAAAACAACAGAUAUAGCCCUUCUAUCAGUGCUCAAUAAAAGUAAAAGCAUUUCAAGAGUUAAUUUUAGAAAUGGCCUAGUUAAUCAGAGUGGAAUAAAACUGAACCAAAAAAUAAUUGGCCAGUACCCUUAUAUCAAGAUUGCUGGUAGAAAUUAGUGGUAAUGUCAUUUCAAUAAUAAAAAAAAUAUGCAUAUCUGAUUAAAUUAAUCUGCAUUUUCAAUAGUAUGCAUUGUAUUCUUCUGUAUAUAAAAUAUAUUUCAGUUCUAAGGGUAAAUGGGUCUGUUCUUACAUCUUUCAUGUAGUAUGAAUUGCUGUUUUGUAAUGAGAGCCUGUAUCAGUCUUGGUGUAUAUUAAGUGCAUUCGCAAGCCGACUUCCCUUUCAAGGGAUUUUUGUGAUACAUGCUAGGUCUACAGAAUCUGAAGUGCCUUAAAAGCUUUUUUCAAAUGUAUGGUACAUUACCAAGCAAUCUCUAAGUGUUCAAUGUUUAUAACAGAAGUUAAGAAAGGAAGCAUACAUUCUUUUCCUCCUACUCUUCCACAUUUGUAUGCACAAAGAUCAAUGUAGGAGGUAAACUGCACUCCAUCAAAUAGCUUGUGAUACAAGUUCCACUGCACAUCAAAUGUGAUGCCCAUUUCUUUUGAGCGCUGUAUAUAUUACAUGUUUAGCUCAUGAAAUGUACUUGGGCUGUUUUGUUGCAGUUGAUCUGUAAAUCAGAUAUUAUUUAUUUCAGCUUUUAUAAAUCCUUUUUUAUAUUUGCUGAUCUGUUUUCAAACCCAAGAUAUUUUUGGAACUAACCUUGACAUGUGAUACACUUAAGCUGCCUUUAGCAAUACCCUUGGUUGUGUUUUUCCUGCUAAUUAUUAAUUUAAUGUGCCUGAAUAGUUACUCAACCCUCCUUUUUUGAGGGUUUGCGCACAUUUUUCCCAGUCCUGUAAAAUGUUCUGAAAGUUUAAUGACAUACCAAAUAACUGAUGUUUUGCCAAAUUUGCAUCAAUCACACUUUUUUGGUGUGGGACUAAGAUCAAGUGCAAAAUGUUAACUGAAAAUAUUCCAGAUUUAUGUCACUUGAAAAAAUUUUUGAAGAAAAGAUUGUGUAGAUCUCUGACAAGUAAAAGUUAACAACACAA